Molecule: messenger RNA, 1725 nt
Organism: Prosopis cineraria
Lineage: Eukaryota; Viridiplantae; Streptophyta; Magnoliopsida; Fabales; Fabaceae
Exons: 3
Coding region: 1-1428 (475 amino acids)
Source: RefSeq, a predicted model, not a curated record
AUGAUCGUAGAUAAUGCUUCCAGUACAUGUACAUGCACAACGUUUCAUUAUUCGUUGUUCACAUCUAUUCAUGUCUUUGUCAAUAAUAAUCAAAUUUCAAAACGAAAUGCUUGGGGGUUUACCAUUCUCAUCCUGCUGACUUUCAUUUGCCGAAAACAUGGAGAAACAAGUGUAGCCUCCAUGGAGGUUCCUAGAGAGAGAGAGAGAGAGAGUGUGUAUGUGACAAGACCUCGAUCUUUGUACAAAAGGGAUCCUGGAGCUCUUUUGCAUCAACCAGAGGGACCAAAUUCAGGCUACCUUGUACUUCAAGACCAAGAAGCUGAGACUUAUGGAUGUUUUGGUUUAUGCAAGAAGGGCAUCGGCAAUCUUCCAUUUCCACAAAACAGGAACUUAACAAUUGAUUAUGCAGUGAGUACUGGACAAAGUAGUGUGGUGUAUCAAGAUGCAGUUAUUUUCAUUCCUGUUCUGAAUCAGCCUUUGUCUUCUAAUCGCUACUACGUCAUGCUAAGGAAAGGGGAGCAUCAAGGUGAAGCAAGCACAUGUUCAAAAGAAGAAGACAUGGGAACAUGUUUGUGUUGCACCUACAUCAAAGAUGUCAAAUCAAGGCCUUUGAAUCCGCCUGGUGAAUAUCAACAAUUUGAGAUAAGGAAAACGAGAUGGGGAUUCCAAGGCAAGUCUAUCGUCUCAGAUGGGUUUGCUCCUCAGUUUUUGAGGAGAAAGGGUUGGACUCUGUCCACCAAGACACCACGCCAUUACCAAUUGGGUGAAGCUCUCGGCAUCAACCCCGCCUUGAGAGCCGUGUUGCCGCCCUUCACCUUCCCAUCAUCGUCGAAUUGCUCCCAGCCAGUGGUAGUCGGAAAAUGGUACAGCCCUUUCAUGUUUGUGAAGGAAGAAGGAGUGAGUGUGAAGGAGCAGAUGAAGAGGUCAGUGUUCUAUGAAAUGACACUUCAAAGAAGGUGGGACAGAGUUUUCUCUAAGGAAAACGAUGGGAAAAUUAAUGAAGUGCUUGUGGAUGUUGUGGUGAAAACUGAAGUUGCAGGGCUGGGAGAUGGUAGAGAAGCUGUUUGGGAGGAAGGAAAAGUUGGAGAAGAGGGUGUGAUGUGGUUUAAGAGUUUGGAGAGAGGAGAGAGAAAGGUAGGGUUGAGAAUGGAGAUUGUGGAGAGAAUGAGAUGGGAAGAAGAGAGAGCUGAUUGGGAGGGAAAGAAUAGUGGGAAGAAACAAGUGAGAUUUGAAAGAACAGAGAAAUUGGAGGGAUCAAGUGGAAUAGUGUGGAGGAAUUUUGGAUUCUACGUGUUGGUGGAAAGCUUCGUGUUGAAGAGAAUGGAUGGAAGCAUUGUAUUAACUUGUGAUUUUAGACACUCAAUCAUGUCAAGUGCACGUGGGAGUGAACUAGUAAUGAUUGUAAUAUUUUAUGUAUUUGAUUUCUGAAGUGUUUGUUGAUUAGUUAUACAGUUUGGUUUAAUUAUAAUAUUAUUUAUUCUUGUACUCGUAAGUGGUUUGCAAAGAGAUGUUGAAUUUAUGUAUGAAGAGUUUGAUUUAGUGGUUUGUAACUGAAUUUGAUAUUAUUCCAUCUUACUGUUGUAUUAAUAUAUCAAGUGCACGUGGGAGUAAAAAGUAAUGAUUACAAUAUUUUAUGUAUUUGAUUUCUGAAGUGUAUGUUUAAUAGUUAUACAGUUUGGUUUAAUUAUAAUAUUAUUUAAUCUUGUACUCACAAGUGGUUUGCAA